AAGCGUAAAAAAAAUGGCGCCAUUUUCAGCUCAGUGACACGCUUUUGUUCGUGUCUGUAUAAUAGGGCAAAAAAAAAAAAAAAAAAGAAAAAAAAAAACACAAAUACAAAUGUAUUACCUUUGCAAUGUAUACAAUUGCGCAACUGAUCUCUUUGAAAAAAAAUAUGGGGACUGCGAGAAUGCGCCGCUUUUUCUGAGUUAAUGUUUAACGAAACUGUUUUUGCCAAAUUAAAAACGGAGCCGCACGCCGAGAGAAGCAGUCGGUGAAGCGAACCAUGAAGACGUGCCAACUGUCAGGCAAAAGAUACCCAGUCGCGAACACACCGAAUAGGGUACAUCAGUGAGCCCGCGUGGCCUCCAUGGAAGGAUCGAUUACGCAUAUGAACCAUACCAAACAGUUGCACAGAUAGGGUUGCCACAUAGCCCCACGCCGCACCGUACGGUUACUGCCCACGUAUGACAGCGCUUGUCCCCCCGUGUAGCCACGCGCAAAGAGGACCCUUGUCUUUUGCCUAAAGCUUCAGCUUAAUGAUGAACAGAACAUUUUAACUGCCUCUGUUUUUUUCCCGGGGGACAUUGCAAAGUUAUUAAUAAAUUUUCUUUUAACAGUAAGUUGCUCUUUUUCGCAACUCUGUUUAGAGGCGUAACCGUGGCGUUACAGCUCAGUGCGGAAAGGAGGACACAAACAAAAUUAGCUGCUCUCCCGAGGAUUUAGCAGCGAGCAGCUGGAAAAUCAACGAACCAAGUGACCCGCCCGCGGAUCGGUAGAAGGACCACCUGACCGCUUGACGAACCGCUUAUCUGACCGCUUACCUGACCGCCAACCCCCCUCCGCAAAAUGGACGAGCUGCAAAGCGAAUUCGAGAAGAUGAAAAUAAAGUCGGACGCGGAGGAAGAAGAACAGGAAGGGGAAGAAUCUGGAGAGGAAAAAAUAUCCCAGAGAAAGCUGAGGUACUUAAAAAUGAAAGAUAAAAAGGAAGAAAAAAAGCGAAAGAAGCAAGGCACGAAGGGUACGACUAAUAAAAACGCCGUAGAGAGUAACAGCAAAGUUAAAAAUAAUGACUCCAAGGAUGAACAGAAAAAUGGCGACAAUUCACGAGAUGACGAAAAUGCAAAUGACGUUUCGAAUAAUUUAAAUGAAAAUAAUGAGGAAGAUCAGGACGCCUCGGCAGAAAGUCCCCAGGGAAAUAAGGCAGCCAAAUGCGAACCCGUCCUCGUGGACUACUGUAAAGUUUGCGGGAUGCCCUACGAAUACUGCGAAUACGGAAACUCCUUCAACCAGUGCAAAGAGGCGAACAAGGAGAAGUACAACUACGACAUCGUACGGGGCGACGCGGAAACGAGCAACAAGCGCCAGGCGAAGAAGGCCCCCCAGAAUGCGACUCAAAAAAUUACCAUACAGAAGACCACGCGGGCACGAAAAAAAGUUGUCACCGUUGUCGUGGGGUUACAUACGUAUGUCAAAUUGGACAAAAUGGCAAAAAUAUUUUCGCGCUUCUAUGCAUGCGGUGCGUCCGUUAUCAAGGGGGCAAAUGGGGCCCCCGACCAGAUAGACAUACAGGGAGACGUCGAACAUAACAUUGUCGAAAUUAUCAUGAAGAACUGCCCCGAAAUUCCUGAAGGCGUCUUCGUAACGUUGCCCCCCAAGUAGGUGCAUCAAUGGAGGUAUAUUUUUUGGGGCGUGUAUUCCUUCCUCCCCCGGAAAAGACACACAUGUGCGCAACCCUAUGCAUGUAUGAGCUAAUGAGUAUGUUUGGCAGGGAGAAGAGCGGUUUGGUCGUUUGGGGUACUGCUCCGCGGAACUGCUCCAGUUACGCCACCCAUGAUGAGUUGGCUCUCCACUUCACGCAACUGCUUCAAUUGUGUAGCCGCGAAAAAACGUCGACGCAUCUUAAAGUGAAUACCCCCCCAGCGGCGCUACUUUGCAAGUGUGUUAGCCUACAUUGCGCCGUUUCUGAGCAGCGAGGGUGGUCCUCACAUUCUCAUUAACUGUGCAUGUGUGCGUACGUCUCUCUAUAUACACAACCUUCUGGCCGUGUUAGCUAAUUCGAGUGGGGCUGGAGUUCACUUUUUCCAGCGCUUCCAAUUUUUUAUUUUUAUUUUGCCGGAAGAGCCUUUUCCUCCAAAAUUUUUCCUAUUGACUUUUUUUUUUUCGAAAAUGUCGCCCUCCUCAUGAUCAGUUAUUUGUUCAAAAUUUUCUCUUUCAUUUCUAUCCUUUUCAUAUUGCGUUUUUAAGAACUGCAAAAUUUUAUAGUCAUAAUUAUCGUACAGUAUUUGGUC
Plasmodium vivax (malaria parasite P. vivax) is the source of this 2280-nucleotide messenger RNA. RefSeq lists its product as hypothetical. Lineage: Eukaryota; Apicomplexa; Aconoidasida; Haemosporida; Plasmodiidae. Gene Ontology annotation, biological process: formation of translation preinitiation complex; translation reinitiation. The record is from RefSeq and is a predicted model, not a curated record. Gene Ontology annotation, molecular function: mRNA binding; translation initiation factor activity. Bases 839 to 1651 code for a protein of 270 amino acids. The transcript has 5 exons.